This is a messenger RNA of Lymnaea stagnalis (great pond snail), 11847 nucleotides long. The record is from the annotation of a GenBank genome assembly. NCBI's taxonomy places the organism in Eukaryota, Metazoa, Mollusca, Gastropoda, Lymnaeidae.
AAUUCAGCAUAUUUAUGCACAUUCAUUGUACAGCAGUUCAGACUGCCGUGUCAUACGACUAAGCAUACCUUUGGACUAUACACUGUGGUGAUACCUUUUGGAAAAGGCACGCUUUAAAUUGAAUGUAAUGGCUGAAGACAAGAAAGUAUUCAGAUUAUCGGAAGUGAAAUCUCACAGUGAUGCUAAAUCAACAUAUCUAAUUGUUCACAAUAAAGUUUAUGAUGUCACAAAAUUCCUCGAGGAGGUGUGGCAUAAUAUUUUUUUUAGCCUAAUUACUAUAAUUACUAAUAUUAGUAUUAGUAAUAUUUAUUUUAUUUUAAAUAUUCAAUUAUUGUAGAGCUAGCGUCAAAGCGUUUGUGUAUUAUCAGGUCUAGGCCCCCUGCCUUUACUAAAUGCACCAUUAUUACCAUGCCCAAUGCCAUUAUCAUUAUCUUUUAUAAUAAUUAUUAUAUUAUAUAAUAUACACUAUAACUAUCAUAUUCAUAUUCCUUAUAAAAUUAUUUAGGCCUAAAGCCUAAAAUUAUAAUUAAUAUAUAUAAUAAUUUUGGUAAUUAAAUACUUAUUUAGGCUAAAUACUCAAUAAUUUAUUUUAGCUUACUGAAACUUGUUCACUUAAUCUAGGGAUAUCAAUACUUGUCCACGCACCGUUCUGCGUAUGUCCUAAAAUGUCGAAAAAACGUGUUCUUCAAUAUGGCGUACGGCUACACGGUAUCUUUGGAAAAUCGAAUACUACGUCACCUUUGUUUAUUAAAUAAUGCUUUCCUCAUCAGUGACGUAUCAGUUUUUGUGUUCCGGUGAUAUAUUGGUUUAUGCCACUAGAUUUUUUGUGUAUCCCGGACAGUAUUAUUAUAAUGACUCGAUUAGUAUAUAAAUCGCAUAAAUACUUUUUUACUAGUUAAGCAACCAAAAUAAGGUUUAGAGCUACCCAAUCUACAUUCAUUUUAAGAGUUUUCUCCAUUGUUCGAGUUAUUAUCUUGAGUUUGUCUAUAAAAAGUUAUGCAUCCCAAAAAGAGUGGGGGUAUGAAAUUGUCUUUUUUUUUUUAUGUUGAUCAAGAAGCAGGAAAUGGCUGCUAUCACUGUGAUUCUUUAAUUUUAAAUCCUUAAACAUCUAAAUAAUGAUAAGACAUUUAAAAUGAAUAAUUUUAAGAAAAGAUUAUAACCAAAUAACUUAAAAGUUUAAUUAUGUAGUCUAUGUAGUAACCAAGGGUUGGUUUUAAGUUUUAUUUAUUACGUUAAAAAUUGUGUACGGUACCGGUACACAGUUUAUCGUUCUUCAUAAUUAUUGAAUCACUAUUUAAUAGUUUUACAAUAGUAAUGUCAAUAAUAUUAUUCAUUUUUGUCUUAUUAAUUAUUUCAGAGAAUAUGAAUAUUACUAAAGUGAGGCAUACAUAUCAAUAUCAGUUAUAAUUAUAAACAACUGUUAUUAUAAUCCUAUAAUAGUCUAUAUUUAGGCCUAAGCUUAAUUUUUCUUAAUCAUUAAUCUAAUUCUAUUACUAGUACUACGAAAAUCAACAACCACACUUACUAAUAAUAUAUUUUUUAGUUAAGCCUAUUUAAACAGUUUUAUUAAAAUACAUCAAAUUAAUAAUCAAGAAUCAAACAACAUCAUUGUUGUAAUUAUAUUUUUAGUAGAACAUUGAAAAGCAGUACAUAGACAAUUAUUUAAUAUAUCAAAUAACAUUUUUUAAUAAAUUAGUCUCAUCAUCAUAGAUGAUUUUAUUAGAGUAAUUUUUAUUUAUAAUUACAUGGUUUCAAUUUUAUAUAUAUAAAAAAGACUACUUACCUUUUUAUAAAUAUAAUAAUUGAUUUAAAAUGUAAAACAAGCAUAAUAAAAUUAGUUAAAAUUCAAUAAACAUGUUAUUUUUUCGUGUUUUUUUUUUGGUAUAAAUAAUGAUUUUCCCAAUUUUUCUGUUUCCUUUUUUCUGAACAUACCCACAAAUAAAUAUAUAAAAAAAUAAAAGUCUUGAUGUUAUAUAAAACUUUUGUUGUUUAUUGGGUUGUAUAUUGCAUUGAGAAUGUCUCCUGAAAAUUUGGUAGCAUUAUCUUUUUAAAAUCACAAAGUUUUGGGCAAAAUAAGGCAGAAAUUUGGAAAGUGGGUCACAACGUUUUUUCAGUUAAAGUUAAAUACUAAGAUAAAGAAGGGGGUUUUAAAAAAUCACCAAAAAAAUCAAAACUCCACUUCUAUAAAAGAUAGAAAGAUGAAAUUGGUGUUGUUGUAAAGCUUAUAGCUAGCCCUUUAAAAUGAUGUAUCAUUCAUGACAAUCUGACAAUAUUUAAAUUGUGUGUCAAAGUACCUACUUAAUCAUUCUUUUUUUAAUAGUUAAUAUUUCUGGGGGGGGGGGGGGUUGUGAUGUACACCGGCUUUGGUAAAAAUGGCACAAUUUCUUGUUUUUUUUCUGGAACUCUCCACAGCAUCAGACAAGUUUGCUUACUUUAGUUUAUUUUAUUUUGUUGUUACCUUGUUUUUUAUUAGCUGAAGAAGGCUUUCUGCUGACAUGUCAGUUGCUUCAUUGUUUUCAUUUUCAGGUUUUCCAGUAUAUUGUAGUUAUUUCCUUAACAUGGCAGAAAUAAAAAAGCUUUCUAUGUCAGUAUCACUGAUGUCAGAUGAGCAAAUCGAUUUAUUUAUAUAAAAUUAUACUGAAUACAAGUCAAUUAAGCGAAGUCACAGUUAGUUGAGUUAGUUAAAGGUUUUUCUUGCCUUUGCAGCUUUUCACAACCAGUGCUGAUUGUUAUGCAUAGAGAGUAUCAAAGUACCUGCUAAUUCUAAUUUUUACAAUACCGUAUUUAAAUCUUCAUCUGCCAAAUGAAAAUUUUCUGUGCCUCAAUAUAAAAGUGGCACUAAUAGUAGUACAUCACUUUUCUAUAUUGUAGAUAGCGUUCUUAAAAUUUUCCGCACUCCCAUCUUGAUUUCAAAACAUGUUUCCGUCACUCCCACAAUAAUAAAUGCUAAUCAAAAUACUAAAGGCCAGGGGUUCUUAUCCUUAAGCGCUACACCUCCUCUUGAUUUAAAACAUCCCCCCCCGCAGAUUUUCUAGGUUGUCCUGCGCCCUCCUCACCCUGCCUCUCACCUCCCCAGGAGUUGUGGGCUUCCCUGUUUAAGAACAUCCUGCUAUAGAUUACAGAUAGGAUUACCUACUAGUAACUAUAAAGAUGCACUUAUAUUGGUACUUCUAAACAAGACUUGAAUAGACUAGCAAUAGCAUGUCAGUUUAAUUAGGUCCUAAACUCUUAGUCUCUCAGUUUGACUGUUGUGUUGUUGGUAGACUCGUACUGUAAUACACUCAAAACUGUUUUACAGUAUAAUCCUAAACUAUAAUAAACGUCGACCUAUUUUUUAAUUUUAUUUCAUCAUCUUCAACCACCUGUCCAUAUUUAGGCUUAUGAAUAGUGUUCUACAAAGUAAAAUAUCCGAAAUACAGAUCCUGAAAUAUGAUGCAUAUUUGGAGGUAGAGAUGUAACUUAAGAUUCUGAAAUCCCUUCAUUUUUUUCAGCUUGAUCAGCAAAAGUAAUGUUAAAUUUUACAUUAAAGUUUGGUUAAAAUAUGAGGAAGCAUGUACUUAAGUUAACUUCCAUUAGUUAAAAGCACACCGUAUAAGUUAAGUAUAAUGGUAAUUAGUAUCAAUUUUUUAUGUCAUAGUCAAGUUUGCGACAACUUUGUCUGCUUUGGAAAAAAAAGGUUGCCCACCUAUGUUAUAGAAAUUUGAACUUAACCCUGCAAAAAUAGAAUUGCAAACACACAUGAUGCCAGUUUAGUUUAAAAUUAUAGAGGGGCAGAACCCACUCCUUGCUGUGAUUUUGCAAUAUUAAACUGUUGGCCAUGGAAAAAUAUUGCAUCAGCUAGUGUUUAAAAUGUAGCCCAUAGUUCUUUGCCAGUAUUGGGCAUGAUUAUCUCUACCUUGUUACCUGGGAGACUAAUCUAGUUUCAUGUUAUUUAUAAGGAUAAUGUGAAUGACAAAAAGUAUAAUUCAUUAGGAUUAGGAUAUAUGCAUUAAAUAUUUGUUUACUCUCAAGAAAAUAAGAAAAACCCAACCUCAGCCAAAUUUAAACACACUUUGUGUUUUAACAUUUCACACAUGGUAACUCUCACUAAAUACCCCCUUGUGAGCAGUUAAUAUAUUUCAAAAUAUUAUAUGAAUGGUUUCCCAUGUCCCACUUGUCUUCAUUAUCAUCACAAUCAAUAAUGAACUAUACAGCUUUUUCAACUUUCUCAACUAUUUUAGGGGUUUACUUCAAAAAUAUUUGAACAUGUAAAAACAUUUUUUCAUGAAUGUUUUUACAAAUUAAAUGUGUUAUAUUAAUUUGUCAUUUAUUUAUUUUUAUUUUUUUCCAUUGUAGCAUCCAGGAGGUGAGGAGGUUUUAUUAGAACAAGCAGGUGAGUCGGAAAUGCAUUCUUAAACCAUCCAAAUCGUCUUAUCUCUCUAAAUUAAUAAGUCUAAUUUUUUUGUGUUUGCAAAAGUUCUUUUCUUUUUCUUAAAAUUUAUAAAAAAUUAGGGCUUCUAUCUGUCCCUGUAAAAAUAUUUUACAUUGCUUUAGUGGAAAAUAUAUUUUCUGUCCCAUGAGGUCACCAAAUGUUUUAAUAGCUCGUUUUAAGGUUAUUAGGGUUUUUGAUUUUUAUUGUCAAUUUUGGACCUGACCUAUGCAUUUAGAGAGUUACAAUGGCAAACCACUUGCUUGCAAACCAACAUGCUCUUAAGACUCAUGUUAAAAGACUUUGGCAAUUUCAUUUUAUUGAAUACAGGGGGAGAUGCUACAGAAGCAUUUGAGGAUGUAGGGCAUUCAACAGAUGCCAGGGAACUGAUGAAUGAUUAUUUUGUAGGGGAUCUACAUCCGGUAAGUAACUGUGAAGUUAAAUACAUGAUAGUAAUGGAUUUUUUUGUACAACAGAGUAGGGUGCACUGCUUUAUUCAAUUUAGGAUAGUUCCAGAAUCUUGUUUGUUGGUUCUAAGUAGGGCUAAUAGAAACAGUCCAAAUAGUAUAGUUCUUUUUAAAAAUGUAUUCUUUUAAUCGGAAUAAUUUCUUUCAGUUCAUGGCAUCAUUAUCAAAUACAUGCUUUCUUAGCCAAACGACGACAACCACAAAUGGUAUGAAAUUGGAUAUGAUAUGAAACAACCCAUUUGCUCUUUUCUCUCCAAAAAUAAAUAGUACAUGGUUGUACCCCAGUAACAAUAGUGUUUUUUUUUUUAAUGUCUGCAAUAAUUAUGAUACCGGUAUUGCUUUUAAAAACAAAACAAAAAAAUAGGCUCUAGAAGCCUUCAUGAAAAACAUAAAAUAUUGAACCCAGCUUUGUAGAAAAUUGUACUUUGAAGUGUUUGUGAGGACAUUAUGAAAAUAAACACUAAGUUAGGUAAAGUACACAAAUUUUUAAGGGACAGCUCGGGGGGGGGGGGGGGGGGGGAAAAAGGAAUUAAGGCAUGUAAAAAAUGAAAGUUUAAUCAGGUGUAGAGUAAUGGCAGUGUAGAAAAAGUAAUCCAAUCUCGCUAACAUUAGGGUCACAAAGGAGAAAUAAAGAAUCCUCAGAGAUAGGGAGCUUCAACUAGAAAAAAGCAAUAAAACGUUUUUUUUUAUAGCUUACGUUACAUGAAAGAAAUCUCAAUAUCACUUUUAAAACUAGUUGAGAAAAAGAUUUGAAAAAAAAAUGUGACCUCAUUAAUUUUAGAUAAUGCCAAUGCAGUUAAAGUUGUUAUCCUUGUUAUUGAGAAUCAACAUUAAACUUAGAUGUUCUUCAGAGAGAUAACUUAAAAUUUCUGCUCACAGGUGUUGAGGACAGUAUAAGUAUUACUAAAAGAAAAAGUCAUUUUUAAAGGGGAAAAGGGCAAAAAGUGAAUUUACCUUAUAAAUUAUAAUAUAAUGCAUAACAGUUGAACAUUUCUGAAUGAUGUUGAAAGUUGCUUGACUGAUUAAAAAACAAAAAUUGUUAUUGUUCAACAGGAUGACAGAUCUAAAAAGACAUAUGCUGUAAGUGGUUUAUUUUUAAAUUAUUUACUUUGUCUCUUUGCCUUAUUUGAUCUAGGGGGGGGGGGUGUGAAUGCGGGGUCAACAAUUAUGUUAAAGUCUUUGGAUGAUAAGAACUAUAUUCAGCCCAUUGAAUGAUGGCAUUGCUAGACCUGUUUACUCUUAAGAUUUUGGGGUACAAUUUUGAGGUGUAUACAUUAUAUAUGUUUAUUAUUUUACUAUUAAGAUAAUGUAUUGAACAAUUUUGUGAUGAUAUUUUACAAUUUUAAGAGGUUGAGGGUAAACAGAUCUGCAUUAAAAUUUAAACCCCUGAAAUAUGUCAGUGUUAGUUUUGAAAUUUUGUCUUUUUCUGUUUAAAUAAUUAUAAAUUUUGUUUUUCAGACCAACACAGGUCCUACAGGAACAGAUACUCCAUCAAAUAGGUAAAUUGGAUUGUACUUGUAUCUGUAAGGUAAUUAAAACAUAAUUACAUUGCUGCAACUCCCAAAAUAUAAGAAAUUAUCUAUACCACCAAAGGGGAACUUCCUCACUUAGCAAAGAUGGAGAUUCAUAUUGCAAGGUAAAAACUUUGAAAGAGCUCAAGUCCAGUGUUAAUUACCACUAAAAAGGGCAAAUUCAAUAUCAUCUAUCAGUUGUGGUCUAAUGGAAUCUAUUUCAAGCCAGUCUAUAAGUUCAUAAAUCAGUUGUUUUUAAAAAAAUGUAAUAUCAUUUAUCAAAGUAACUAUUGUUUGAUUAAUUUGCCUCUUUCCUGCCAAGAAUUGACUUUUUAAUUUAAAAAAACUAAAGUCUGCCUGUCAAAUAGCCACAAUUUUCAAACAAUUUUUGAAUUAUGAUUGAGCUUUUAAUUUACUAUUAUGUGAAAAAAUACUUUUCAAAUCAUUAAAUGGGACAUAAAGAGGAAGAAAGUAGUGGAACAAGGUAUAUUGAAGCUUGAAAUGAAAAGACAGGACAAUAAAAGGAGAAACUUUCGGCUAAGAGCCUUUUCAGCAGACUAGACAAAACAACAAACAAACAAGAAGUAGAAGACAGUUCAAAAACUUAAGUGUCUGGAGUUUGACAUUUUGGGAGGGGAAUCAUGGAUGCGAUAUUAUUUUUGGAAACCAAAAUUUGUGUGCUCUCCAAAAGAUUGCGGAGAGAUUAAAAAAAUGUACCAGUAUGUAUGUGAACUAGAAGAUUUUAACAGGUAUUUUGAAAGUAUGUAAUGCAUAGAAAUGAAAUGCAAGGACAUUUUGAUCACUAUUUCUUUUAUUGUAUUUGAUUGAUUCCAUAUUGUGUUAUAGUGCAGAAUAUCUGAAUUAUAAUUUGUUUUCCUUCCCAACUCUCACUGGUGUACUAUACCUAAAGUGAAACAACCCUUCUUUGCUAUUUUUGAAAUAAGCAAACUACCAAAUGAUAUUUGAACAUAGGGGCCGUCCAUAUUAUGUAUGGACUGAGGGGUUUUUGAGGUUGGAGAUUUUGCAUAAUAGCAAAUUAUACAUUAUAAGUAUAUUACUGUAAAGUAUUGUAAUUAUCUUCAUCCUGUUGUUUUUUGUUUAAAAAAUAAUUUCCUUAAUAUGACAACAAUAAUAAUUGGCCUUUGAUAGCUUGAAGAAGUCCACCCUUCGCCUUUGUAUAUUUCAGUGCUUUUUUAACGUAAUUUUGUUUCGGCUGAACCAAAAGUUGUAUUCACUAUGUGAAACAGACAGAGAAAUCAGUGACAUAAUUUUUAAAAUGGUUUACAAUUAAUUUUUCAAUUAUAGUUUAGACAUUGUAUAUAUUAUAAUAUUAAGGGUAAAAAUUCACAUUUGUAAGUAUACAUAGUCGGGUUCCAAAAAAAUGUACGGAAGAGAGGAGUUAUGGAAAUUUUCACUUUUUUUAAAAUUUAGUACUUUAUGGAUGGCCCCUUACCAAUUAUUGCGUAUACUCUACAGUUUAUAAACAUUCCUUAUAUAUGAAUGGAACAAAAAUUUAUGGGAUUCAAAGUCACACAAAAAUGUUAAUGCUAAUACUUUUGGGAAGUCUUUUAAAAUUUAAUCUUGCUUUAAAAAUGAAACAACUUAAUUUUUUUUUAUUAACUUCAAAUGUUGAGAUAUUUUUAUUACACUUAUUUUGAGAUGAGACUUAAUGCUAUUUACACAUUGGCUUUAACCUUUUUACUCAAUAUCUCUCUUUUUCUUCUUUUUUUUUUUUUACCUUGGACUACCUGCUCCCCCACAAUCAUAUAUUGCCCCAAUUCAGUAGACAUUUAAAAAAAAAAUAAUGAAAAUACAUACUAUAAUAGAGUCUUCCCUGUGGCACAGUGGUAAUACCUUUUGACUUAAGGGUGGUGACUUUGAAUUUGUCUGGAUAAGUCCCCAGUUAUGAGUUAAUAGAUUAGAUUCUUUAUUGAUCCAAAUAAAUGGAAAUCUUUUUUUUAAUACAUUGUACAUAUUCAUUUUCAGCACAUAAAUAAAUAUGUUUAACCAAGGCAACAUUUUACUAUCAGAACAAUUUAAACACAAGACAUCUAAAGUAUUUCUCUAGUGUAGAAAUCGGCCAUAAAUGAACUCCUUGAGUAACAAUAAUGGCUUAUUUAGUGAUCAUUUAGAUUUGGUAAUCGCUGGGGGAGCACAAUCGUAAAUUCGCACAGACUGGAUUUGCCCUGCUCAAGCUGAUCUUAGGUAUCUGAUGAAGUGAGUUGGAUGUAUCAUCCAAAGUUUUUUUUUAGUUUUACAACAGAAUUUUUCAUCAAAUAGUUCUUCAAGUUAAGGAUGUUUAAUUUGUGUGAUGUUACUAUCUUUCUUGAUUAGUCUAUUUAAUCAGUGUUUGAUGUCAGAUGAGGAAUUCCUACACCAACAGGUGAUGCUGAAGUUUAGUAGGCUUCCAAUUGUUGCACUGUAGAAUAAGUUAAUAACUUUUUUGUUUAUGUUGAAAUUGUACAAUUUUUUAAGAUAGAAAAGCCUUUGGUUGACUAUUUUUUUACAGAAUUCGGUUUUGUUGAUGCAUGUCAGCUUAUGGUGACACCUAUGAUGACUCAAUUUGUUCUAUACUUUGAUCUGCUAUUUGGUGAUUUCCCCCCUCUGGAAAUCAAAAACCAUUUCUUUCUUUUUUUUUGAGACACUCAAAAAUGUUUAAUGUUUCCCAGUACCCUCAAAAAAAUUUCCAUCACACCAACUGAUAAACCUUGUAACUAGCUGGUUUGGCUAAGCUCAUCCCCCAAUAAAGCAUAUAAUCUUAGAGAGGAGGCAUGGGAUUAAAAUUGACUGUUAAAUGUAAAAAUAGCAGCAGUCUUAUAGGUUAAUUUACAGCUGCCAGAAUAAAUCCUAAAUGUUUUUUUUUUAAAAAGACACUGAAGACUUUAAUUCUCCUUAGCUGAUUAGUAGUAAAUAAUUUUUUGUACUGUGUUCUUUUUUUUUUAAAAAGACACCAACUCAUCAAAUAUGCUUGUGGAGUGUUUUUAAAACCCAGUACUGAAAAUGUUAGAUCCAUUAAAUAUGAAUUUACUAAUGUGAAUGCCUCACUUUUACCAUAUCAGAAUUACUGUAAACCAUUAACAGUAUGAGGUGGAUAUGCAACAGAUGUUUGACUAGAGAAGAGGAGGAUUUUAUCUAUCCAUUAGCGAUGAUUACAUUACUAUAAACCCAGUAUAGUGUGUUCAUGAAUACAUGCAGGCUAUCAAGUAUAUGCAUGUCUAAUAUUACAGCUGUAGCAUUAAUGUUACAGUAGUUCUGUCUUAGCCUGCAAGCCUGUGUAGUUCAGAGCUCAAUAACUCUCUAGAGAUUAUCUAAGUUUUUAAAGUGUGUUAAAGUGCUCCCUUAAUUAGGUCAUCAGCCCAAUUAUUGAUAAGCUCACAACAUGUCUCCCAUUAUGGAAGUGAAUAUGAUGGGAAUUUAAAAGCUUAUAAUGGGUUGGGCAUCAGCAAUUGCUCAUCAGAAUGUGAUCCAGUAAAGUCAGAGAUAAGGAUGUUGCACCACAUUUUGAAAGAGGUGGCAUCAAUAAAUUCUUAACAACUGGAUUUUGUCUUAUUCUACAUAUAGUGUUUUUUGGCGAGCCACAAUAUUACCAAUAAUAGUUGGCCUUCAGUAUUCUCCAACCCCUUCCCCAAAGACCCCAAACCUUUUCCCAUUUACACUUAAUUGUUCACUAAAAUACUGGAGAAUAACCUCUUCAUUUAUAUCUUGUAAAAAAUUAGAUGUAUAGCAUCACAUGGCACUUUGUUAGACAUAACAAAAUAAGAAUUAUAUUCAUUUCUAUUCUCUGUCAUCUUGUGCACUUUCGGAGGCAGAAAUGUUAUAAUUUAUAAGGUUGACAUGACCUUGGUUUUAAUUCUGGGUGUUCAGUACAUUUGAGGUAAAAAUGAAAGUUCCAGUUUUAACACAUUCAGACAAGUUACAUUUCCUUUAUUUGACCUUUGGCCUACUUUCACAUGCAUUUUUAUGGUUUGGUCUGGUGGAGUUGAAUAACUGUCACAAAACAAUAUCUAGUAGACAAGCUGGUCAUUGCAAGUAUUGAUAACUCUGUAUGAGCAGCCACAUUUAAUAUUUAUCUAUGUGCUGAAAAUGAAAAUGUUUUAUCAGGCCAUGCUUAUUAUUUUUAAUAAAAUAAAUAUUUUUUAUCACAAAAGCCUACUUUAACUAAGGUUUUAUUUAAGUGAUUUGUCACUGGGACACCAGGUAAUACAAAAUAUACUUUGUUGAUUUAAUUUUGCACCUGUUAGAGAAUUGCAUAAAAAAAUCCAGUCACCUUUUGGGCUCCGAGCUCCAAUUAUUUAACUGUAUCAACUUUUUUCCCCCUUCAACAGCUCCACAUGGACUGGUUGGCUUCUGCCUGUAGGAGUGGCCCUGGCUGCUGCAUUCGCCUACCGAUACAUUGUUUCAUCAUCUGCCUAAUCAAAGACAGCCUUAGAGUUGUUGUUUUUUGCUGUCAUCCUAAUUGUUAUACAGACUUAUUUACUGUUGCAUGCCUGGUCAAAUCUAAAGAACUGGAUUUCCAAAUAAACCAACCUUUAUAAUAUGUUGGUGUUACCAACAUAGGGAGAAUUAUGUUUUUUUAGUUUUUCAGUACCUGUAUCAUAGUGAGCAGUUCGCUUUGGGUGAAUGAAUUUGAUGUAAAAAAAAAGAUAUAUAUUUUUAAAACAAUUCAUUUUCCUUGUAAGAUUUUGUUAAACCAUAUGAAGGCAGAAAGGCAGCGUCUGCAACAAACGUAUCAAAUAAUUUGGUUCAAUGUGCUUUUACCAUUAAUUUUAAUUGUAGCAACAUUGAUUAUGUUUAUGUCAAAACGUUAGACCAUAUAUAGCUUCUGCUUUACAUUAGCUUUUUCAAAUCAAUUGAUGCUAUUAUCAUUUAUACACAAGGAUUUUUUGUUUGUUUGACAGAUGUCACCACGGGAACAUUAAUUUUUAAAUAUUUUUUUUUGUCAUUUGUAAAACAUGAUCGAGAGUACACUUAUGAUUGUACUUGUACUGUCUGAUACUGGUGUGGUUUUGUCCUCACCCUGAUUCUACUUCUGUCUUUAUUUAUACAGAAUGAAUGUGGGAGAAAUGAAGUAUGAGUUAUGGUUCUUUCUUGCGAUUAUUUUUUCCAAAAAUUUACUUGUAAGACUUUGUUAUUGAUUUAUGCUGAGAAUAGUUCCAUACAUUACAAACAGUUGAAAGUCAUUGCCUGAUUCCAGGUGGUUAUAGUUCCAUAAAUUACAAGCAGUUGAAAAGUCAUUACGGUACCUGAUUCCAGGUGGUUAUAGUUCCAUACAUUACAAGCAGUUGAAAAGUCAUUGCCUGAUUCCAGGUGAUGACUGGCAGACCAUUCAGACAUAAUGCAAUAAAGAAUGAUUCUUUUCUUACAAAGUUUUCUUAACUUUUUUAAUGAGUACCAUAGCAUUUUUACUAAUGACUAUAAGACAUAGUAUGUCAAUGGAUUAAAACACUUUGAUGGACAAUGA